AUGUCGAAAUUUAUUCUUUCUUGUGUAUUGGUUAUUUUUGCCGUCAGUUUGGCUUGUGACGAUCCAUUCAUUGAGUUUCCACGUCCAACCAGAGUCUUACAACCCGAGGAUUUAUCUCUUGCCCAUCGUCAAUACCAUGAAAAGUAUAUGCAAAUUGCCUAUGAUCUUGCAGUGGCAAAGAAAAGCAUUUUCACAACUGUCAUAGUUGCACCAAAUGGAACUGUAGCUUGCACCGGACUCAACCAAAAUGAAAAAUCUGCUAUUUAUCAUGGAGAAAUUGUAGCCAUAUUGAACUGCUCAGCUAUUUACAACAAAAAUACCUGGGAAGGUUAUUCAUUGUAUACUACUGGUGAGUCAUGCGCAAUGUGCCAAGCUGCAGCAAUGUGGGCUGGUUUUGACCAGAUUAUCUAUGGUACCUCAAUUGAAACCUUGUAUUGCGAGAAGUGUUUAGGUCAAUUACCAGUUCUCUCGAAUCAAAUCAAUGCUCUUGCUUAUGGUCUCUCAGGAAAUAACUCACCAGCUCAAAUAAUUGGUGGAAUUUUGGCUAGAAAAACUGAUACUCUCUUCCCUAAUUACUUUAUAAAUCAAAAUGAAAUUCCAAUUAUUUCCUCCUCAAUCAUUGAUUAUAGCAAAGAAAAUUAUGGAAUAUUAUAUCAAAUACAAACUAUGAUAUUGGUAUUGAUCCUACAGCUAGCUGACGAAUGA
Molecule: messenger RNA, 705 nt
Organism: Heterostelium album PN500
Lineage: Eukaryota; Evosea; Eumycetozoa; Acytosteliales; Acytosteliaceae
Product: nucleoside deaminase
Exons: 3
Coding region: 1-705 (234 amino acids)
Biological process (GO): purine nucleoside catabolic process
Molecular function (GO): guanosine deaminase activity
Source: RefSeq, a predicted model, not a curated record